Plutella xylostella (diamondback moth) is the source of this 1826-nucleotide messenger RNA. RefSeq names its product odorant receptor 82a. The record is from RefSeq and is a predicted model, not a curated record. Gene Ontology annotation, molecular function: odorant binding; olfactory receptor activity. Gene Ontology annotation, biological process: detection of chemical stimulus involved in sensory perception of smell; sensory perception of smell. Lineage: Eukaryota; Metazoa; Arthropoda; Insecta; Lepidoptera; Plutellidae. Gene Ontology annotation, cellular component: plasma membrane.
AAUGACUUUAUUCAUAGACGCCAUCACACAGUAGGCGCACGAAAGGAGCGGAGUUACGGUAUCCACUUCCUUCGACGUACCCCGAGCAGUCUGCCACUUGCGCUAAUUUGACUGGUCAAUCCUUAAUCCACGGCGACGGACUCUAGUCUGACCGACGCGACAAGGUCAGGCGGCGCCGGGCACGAGACCACCAGCAUGAUCCGGCGCGCGCUGGCGCAGCUGGAGGACCCGCGGCGGCCGCUGCUGGGGCCCAACAUCUUCCUGCUGAAGCUCACGGGCAUGUACCUGCCGGGCUCGCGGCGCGGGCGCGCGCUCACGGCGCUGUUCCACCUCGUGGGGCUGCUGUUCGUGAGCUCCGAGGUGGUGGAGCUCACGCGCACCUUCUCCGACCUGUUCCUCGUCAUGUCCAACCUCAAGAUCAUGCUGCUGAGCGCCGUGUGCCUGCUGAAGGCGUGGCGCUGCAUCGUGUGGCAGGCGAGCUGGCGCCGCGUGCUGCAGUACGUGACGGCGGCCGACCUGGCCGAGCGGCGGGACGCGCCGCCCGCGCGCGCCGCCCGCGUGGCCGCCUACACCCGCGCCGCGCGCCGCGUGCUCUACGGCUACGCCGCGCUCACCUGCUUCACCAGCAUCGUUUUCGUCAGCACGCCCUUCCUGGAGCGCUUCACCACGCAGUACCAGGCCCGCGGGCCCGAGGAGAAGGUCAACGUCAUCGACAGCAUCUACAUCGCGUACCUGCCGUUCGAUAAGACCACUUUUCCUGGUAAUUUGAUAGCGACGCUGUGGUUCAUCCUGGUGACGAUCUACGGCAACUCGGUGAUGACGGUGUUCGACACGAUGGCGAUGGUGCUGAUGGUGUUCUUCGGUGCGAAGCUGGAGUUGAUCCGCGAGCGCUGCGCGGAGCUGCUGGGGGCGCCGGGCGGGCGGCCGGGGGCGCGCGCGCUGGCCGCCCGCUUCCGCGACCUGCACCAGGCGCACGUCGACCUCAUCGAGCACGCGACUUUGUUCAACACGCUGACGUCGCCGGUGCUGUUCCUGUACGUGGUGACCUGCUCGCUCAUGCUGUGCACCGCCGUCUACCAGCUCACGCUGACGUCGGUGAGCGGCACGCAGAAGCUGGUGACGGCGGAGUUCCUGAUCUUCGCGGUGGCGCAGCUGUUCCUGUUCUGCUGGCUCAGCAACGACGUCAAGAUUAAGAGCGAGCGCACGAUGGAGGGUCCGUACCACAGCGGCUGGCUGCGGGACCCGCGCUGCCGGCGCGAGCUGCUGCUGCUGUCGGGGCAGCUCGCGCGCCCCGUCGAGUUCACCGCCGGGCCCUUCACCGCGCUCUCGCUCGCCAACUUCAUCAACAUACUCAAAGGAGCCUACAGCUAUUACACAUUACUAAAGGAUUGAACUGGCAAUCUCUUCUUAAUGCCUGUUUUAAAUACAUUAACAUUGCUUUAUUCCGACCACGCUUUCUCAGUAUGAAUUAUUAUGAAUGAUUAAUUAUGUAAAACCUUCAAUAUAAUGAGGAAAAAUAAUUCGCUCUCAUUGUUCCAUUUGGUUUGUGAUUUUAAUUAAUAAUUAUCGUCGCUUUGUCUUUCUGUACUUAUUCAUGAGUGACUUUUAUAGGUAGAGAUGUCGUAAAAGUCUGAUUUGUAAUAUGUAGAACAAAAUCCUUGGAGUAUCUCAUAAGUUGAAGUAAAAAUUGUAAAAGGUUAAUCUAUUAAACGUAUAUAGUGGUAUGAGAUUGUUGACAAUAAUGACUUACUACAGUCAAACAAAGCAGUAAGUACAAAUACAUUACUGCGCGAUCAAUCUUCAUACGGCGGGGAGAUUGAUGACGU